This is a messenger RNA of Hypomesus transpacificus, 2546 nucleotides long. Its product is annotated as transmembrane protein 205. The record is from RefSeq and is a predicted model, not a curated record. Lineage: Eukaryota; Metazoa; Chordata; Actinopteri; Osmeriformes; Osmeridae. The transcript is spliced from 5 exons. The coding region runs from base 320 to 886 and encodes 188 amino acids.
GUCGCUCACACUUUCUAGACUCUUAUCCGGACUUUACUGAACAAUGCGUACAUUACUCAUGUUAAAAGUAAAGUCAAGGAAGUAAAGUGGAACAGGCGUUAGCUGGCUAGCUGUCGUGGAGAGUUGAACUGUGGAGGUGACAUUGAAACGUUGCUAAGCAUGGGUAAACUACAGAGAAACUAAGCCAAACGUGUAAACGGAGCCUUGUCAGACGGAGAGACAAAAAACGAACAAGGAGAAGUAGAAGAAGAGAAGAAGGAGAGGUGGUGUAUAGGGUUCCGUGGUUGACGGUUGAAGGACUGGACAGUCAGCAGAGAGCAUGCCUACCGACCGUGAGCCAGGGGCUACAGCCAAGCUGCUACAGCUCCUUCUGCUCUCCACUUAUUGGGGAAUGCAGAUUUGGGUCACCUUCAUCUCAAGCUUUGUGAUGAACAACCACCUGAACAGACAUACCUACGGGUUCAUCCAGUCUCGCCUGGUUCCCUUCUACCUCCAUCUGGGCUCUGCCUGUGCCUUCUUCAACCUCACUAUCUACGCAGUCUACCAUCCCAGUGACAUGUUGGACGAGAGGGAAGCCUUUCAGAUCUUCAUCUUCUUCGUGUGCGUAACCGUAGCAGCUGUGAAUGCGCAGUGGUUCGGACAGAUGACGUCCGAGAUCAUGGCCGACAUGCACCUCAUCGAGCAGGCUUGCGGAUUGGGCCAGGAUAUCGGGCUUUCGUCCAAUAGGGAGGCGUACGCCAAGCUGUGUGAGACGGAUGUGAAGUACAACCAUCUUAGCGGUCGUCUGUGGUUGUACAGGUUCCUGUCCUCCCUCUGCAACAUCUGCUGCAUAGUCUGCAACGCUUACAGCAUUUUCCACAUGGCUGAAAACCUUAUCACUCUAUAACACAAAGGCACACUCGCACUCAUAAAUUGUCACCCCCCCCCCCCAACCCUCUGUGGUCAGAAACUCCAGCAGUUGGCCAGCAGUUCACACAGGAAAAAGGGUUGUGUUUAUGUCAAAGCUUUGUUAAUUGAGUUAGAAGGUUGUUGAUGCUUGCUCAUAUGAUACGACUACUUCCUCUACUAGUUUGGAAAUGCAUGUCUUCUUUUUCUCAUCGAUGGCUGUGGCGCUUUUAAAGUGAAACCAAAGGUUUCUGUUGAGUUUCUGUAGCCCGCGUGUAGCACCACCUCUGGCCCCUUCAGUGUACACAGAUACGAGUGCGUCUAGGGGUUCCGGUGGAGAACAGACAACCACAAUUAACUGUAGUUCCUCUCGUGCCUCACCUUUCACCUGGACUCCAGUUGCCUGCUCUCCUGCCCUUCACAUGCACUCGAGAGCUUUGAUGUGGGUCACUGUGUGUAAAGGUUGUUUGUGCGCACGUGUGAAAGUAUGCAAGGAGGUGAUAUUGUGGGUUGAGCACACAGGGUGAUUGCUGGUGCUCUCUACUUGAGCAGUCACAGUGAAUUCUCUUUUAUAACGCGUAGCAAUGCAGUUUAUUUUUAUGAGUGUCUGUCCCCUGGGCUUGUUUGGCCAGUUUGAAUAGGCACAUGGGUUCUCCUAUCCCGUGUUUCCUGUAAGGCCGGUUUACAGUGUAGCGUUUGGGACCAGGUAGGGGGGCCAGUGUCGGGAGGUGUGUCGUAUUCAGAGGUUUCUGCUACCGUGGAACACCGGUGUUGCAGUUCCGGGAACUCCCGAUCGGGACGUAAACAUCUCCCCCAUCCCCUUUUUAGUUCUCCUCUUUGUAUAUGUUCAUUAACAGGAAUGUUCCUCGCCAAUAGAAAUGGUCAAGGUUCCUGCCGCUAGCGAGCCUAGUGACCUUGUUGCAACCUGUUCUUACCUCCUGUGUUUCUGGCCGCAGUUGUGUUGCUAAGCCACUCCUUCAGCUUCUUCCUGUAGUUGAACACCCCUCCCUCCUCCCCCUGACACAACGGUGGGCGCUUCCAUUUAUGAGCGUGUGGUAUGUGUGGAUUGUGUUAACAUCACAAUGCAAUCACGAAACUCGAAUAGUACCCUGGUCACUUGAUGAUUUCUAAUACUAUUCUGUCACGAGUUAUUUAUUUAUCUCUUUGAAGAGAUUAGCUUUUGAUCUUCACCGUAUGCAGCCUGUUUUGGUUCAGUCACGGAGAUCGAGAUUCUUGAAAAUGCAACAGAUCAAUGUAAUGGUACCUUGGUUCAGAUCAGUCAGCUCACAAUAUGUGCCAGUCUUCUGUCAUGUCUGCUAAUGACAUUUCAUAUCGAUGAGUGAAAUGAAUGACUAGCUCUUGAUAGUUUUAUAUUUGCCUAUGAAAUAAUAAUUCAUUUACAGUUUAUGGUAUUUAAGUAUUUGUUAUGUCUUUUGUGUGUCUUGUAAUUGUAUACCAUGUGAUUUAUUAAGGGCUUACUGUUUUAAACAAGUGAUGUAUUCUGUAGAAUGUUAAUCAGAUGGAUCUCAGUGUAACAGUACAGUUUGUAUGUGAGCUAAUGAACUUUGUUAUUACGUGUCUAAUGUGGGCGUGGGUUUGUAAUGAUCUUGUGAGACUUGGGUUGCUUUUUGUAUUUUGUAUCAAAUAAAUGAUUGAAUGGA